AUGGAUUGCUCUCACCCUUUCAAGAUGAAACGACGACUCCGUUGGCAGCGGGGUCAAGCCACCCUCGCCUCUCGAUGCAACUCUGACAGGUGGGAUGCUUGGGUACUUACUCCAGCCGAGGUGCAACAACACGACACCGUCCAGUCCCCCGAAUACGUCACAAGCAUCCAACCCCUCUCGCAGCAUCUGUUCCCCGCACCAGGCCGGGUUCGACUGUACGCCCCCUCGGGCAUCAUAUCUAUAUGGAAACGGGGACGCUUCUCACGCCAGACCCUCGACUCGGUCAGGCUUCAGCGAUUUCCCCCGGACACCAAGACAGGCCAUCGCCUCCUUUAG
Purpureocillium takamizusanense is the source of this 336-nucleotide messenger RNA. RefSeq lists its product as uncharacterized. The record is from RefSeq and is a predicted model, not a curated record. The transcript has a single exon. Lineage: Eukaryota; Fungi; Ascomycota; Sordariomycetes; Hypocreales; Ophiocordycipitaceae. Bases 1 to 336 code for a protein of 111 amino acids.